Messenger RNA from Cucurbita pepo subsp. pepo (vegetable marrow), 1671 nucleotides. Its product is annotated as protoheme IX farnesyltransferase, mitochondrial. Gene Ontology annotation, biological process: heme A biosynthetic process. Gene Ontology annotation, cellular component: mitochondrion; membrane. Gene Ontology annotation, molecular function: protoheme IX farnesyltransferase activity. The record is from RefSeq and is a predicted model, not a curated record. NCBI's taxonomy places the organism in Eukaryota, Viridiplantae, Streptophyta, Magnoliopsida, Cucurbitales, Cucurbitaceae.
UUCUGAAGUCCCCGCCAUGGAAGCAGAUUAUUGACCGCGUUAGAUCCCAAAUUCGUCCCCUAGCCAUCGCCGCUGCCGCCAUGUGGAGGAACUCCCGGAGUUUCUCAUCCAAACUCCGGUCAUCAUCUUCAUUCCCUCUCCCUUCAACCACCACCACCUCCAUCUCCACCUUCUAUCGUCACAUCACCGUCGCUCGGCCGUCUCUGCGCGCUCUCUAUCCUUACUCCUCAUCGUUAUUCUCCUUGUUAUCAUUGUCGCCGUCCUCCUCGGAUCCCACCAGACAAGUUUUUUCGAAUUCCCAUGGAGUUCGGGUCUUUUCGAGCGUUGCAGAUCCUUCAUCUUUGGCUUCCGCAUCGGUGGUUUCCAGAGCCAGGGAGGCCGUGGACUUGGCUCGCCACUAUGGUCGCUGUUACUGGGAGCUCUCCAAGGCUCGUCUUAGUAUGCUAGUUGUUGCAACUUCUGGAACUGGGUUCGUUUUAGGGAGUGGAAGUACUGUGGACCUUGGGGGACUUUGUUGGACUUGUGCUGGUACCAUGAUGGUUGCAGCAUCUGCAAACUCCUUAAAUCAGGUUUUUGAAAUAAAAAAUGAUGCUAAAAUGAAGAGAACAUGUCGAAGACCACUACCCUCAGGGCGCAUCACAAUGCCACAUGCAGUCACCUGGGCAACUUCUGUUGGUUUAGCUGGCACUGCUAUGUUAGCUACCAAGGCUAAUAUCUUGGCAGCUGGUCUUGCAGCUUCAAAUUUGAUUCUCUAUGCAUUUGUAUAUACCCCACUCAAACAGAUUCACCCCGUAAAUACGUGGGUUGGUGCCAUAGUUGGUGCUAUACCACCACUUCUUGGGUGGGCUGCUGCGUCAGGACAAAUAUCUCUAAAUUCAAUGAUUCUUCCUGCUGCCCUUUACUUUUGGCAAAUACCCCAUUUUAUGGCUCUUGCAUAUUUGUGUCGUGAUGAUUAUGCUGCUGGAGGGUAUAAAAUGUUCUCUCUUGCUGAUGCUUCUGGUCAAAGAACUGCCGCUGUGGCUUUAAGAAACUGUCUGUACCUCGUUCCUCUGGGAUUCUUGGCUUAUGAUUGGGGUAUCACUUCGGGAUGGUUUUGUCUAGAAUCAUCCAUCCUCACACUUGCAAUCAGUGCGACUGCGUUUUCGUUCUACCGACACUGCACGAUGCAGAAAGCAAGAAGGAUGUUUCAUGCUAGCCUCUUGUAUCUUCCUGUUUUUAUGUCAGGACUUCUGUUUCAUCGUCUUUCUGACAAUGAGCAGACCAUGGAAGAAGAUAGUUCUGAAACGAUGUUGGAUGGGUUGAUACAGGAGGACAGAUAUAUUGCACAAAAGAACAAGACGGAGCAUCGCCGAGGUUUCGCCCAAGGUCGACCACCUGUUGCGUAUGCUUCGGUUGCACCCUUCCCUUUCUUGCCUGUUCCAGUAUAUGCUGACUCUUGAUGAACACAGUUCCUGUUUUCUUUUGUAAACACCUUCCGCAGCUUCCUCUUUUGAGUGAAAUAAUGAGGAAAGAUCUCAAAUUAUAUAAUCAGUUAUUGCUCAUUUUGUAUGGUGAUAGAAUUACCCAGAGGUAUCCAACUGUGACAGUUUUGGAAUGUGCAGUGAACUGUGCAUUUCCAUCCUUCUGAUUUUUUAACGGUCACUUCUUAAGAUAUUUUCUUUUGUUUAUAAA